Marmota flaviventris (yellow-bellied marmot) is the source of this 915-nucleotide messenger RNA. RefSeq names its product olfactory receptor 6K3-like. Gene Ontology annotation, cellular component: membrane. The record is from RefSeq and is a predicted model, not a curated record. Gene Ontology annotation, molecular function: G protein-coupled receptor activity; olfactory receptor activity. NCBI's taxonomy places the organism in Eukaryota, Metazoa, Chordata, Mammalia, Rodentia, Sciuridae. Gene Ontology annotation, biological process: G protein-coupled receptor signaling pathway.
AUGGUGCCAAGUAACCAAACUACUGUGGUGACAGAGUUUCUCUUCUCUGGAUUUCCCCAACCUGAAGAUGGCAUCUUCUUCUUCAUUCCUUUGCUCCUCAUCUACAUAUUCAUCAUAACUGGGAACCUCACUGUGUUUUUUGCAGUCAGGAUGGAUUCCCGUCUCCACAACCCCAUGUAUAAUUUCAUCAGCAUUUUCUCAUUUCUGGAGAUUUGGUACACAAGUGCCACGAUUCCCAAAAUACUCUCCAACCUUAUCAGUAAGCAGAGGACCAUCUCCAUGAUUGGCUGCCUCCUACAGAUGUACUUCUUCCAUUCGCUGGGCAAUUCCGAGGGCAUUUUGCUGACCACCAUGGCUAUUGACAGGUACGUUGCCAUUUGUGACCCUCUCCGCUACCCAACCAUCAUGACCCCCCAGCUGUGUGCUCAGCUCUCUGCAGGGUCCUGCAUCUUUGGCUUUCUCGUACUGCUCCCAGAGAUUGCGUGGAUUUCUACCCUGCCCUUCUGCGGCCCCAACCACAUCCAUCAGAUCUUCUGUGACUUUGAACCUGUGCUGCGUUUGGCCUGCACAGACACCUCCAUGAUCCUGAUUGAGGAUGUGAUCCAUGCGGUGGCCAUCAUCUUCUCAGUCUUGGUUAUUGCCAUUUCUUAUAUAAGAAUCAUCACUGUGAUCCUGAGGAUCCCCUCUGUUGAAGGCCGCCACAAGGCUUUCUCUACCUGCGCAGCCCAUCUUGGGGUCUUCCUGAUGUUCUAUGGCAGCGUGUCCCUCAUGUACCUACGAUUCUCAGCCACUUUCCCACCAAUUUUGGACACAGCCAUUGCAAUAAUAUUUGUCAUUCUUUCUCCUUUUUUCAACCCUAUCAUCUACAGUUUGAGAAAUAAGGACAUGAAAGUAGCCAUUAAGAAGCUUUUCUCA